AUGGCAGCGUCGCACCGGAAAGAUUCGCUCGACAUCGCUGAGAAUGAGCAUCCUCACGUCGGUCAUUACGAGAUCAAAGACUUGGCCUUGGCCAAGCAAGGUGCCGAAGAAGAGCACAACCUCGGCUUCCUGGAUGCAAUACGCCGAUAUCCCAAGGCCGCCUUGUGGUCCAUCCUCGUCUCUGCUUCCAUCAUCAUGGAGGGCUACGACAUAGUCCUCAUCUCGUCCUUCUUCGCCCAACCAGCUUUUAGAGAGCAUUACGGGGAAUACAUCCCUGCCAAAAGUUCCUUCGAAAUCACCGCCUCUUGGCAGAAUGGUCUCAGCAACGCGGUCAGCGUAGGCACUAUCAUCGGUGCCUUCGCCAACGGGUACUUUACCCACCGCUUCGGAUAUCGGAAAGUCCUGCUGGCGUCACUUGCCUCCAUAUGCUGCUUCAUCUUCAUCUCAUUCUUCUCGCCCAGUCUUCCCGUCCUCCUCGUCGGACAAUUCCUCUGCGGCAUCCCGUGGGGCGUCUUCGCAACAACAGCUCCCGCGUAUGCUUCUGAGGUGUGUCCAAUGGCACUGCGCGGCUACCUGACGGUCUACGUCAAUCUCUGCUGGGCCCUGGGGCAGCUCAUAUCUGCUGGCGUCCAAGCUGGUUUCUCCGAGAACUCAAGCAGAUGGGCAUACCGCGUCCCCUUUGCCAUUCAAUGGGUCUGGCCACUUCCUCUCUUCGCCAUUUUAUGGUUCGCUCCCGAGUCUCCCUGGCAUUUCGUUCGCAUUGGAAAGUUCGAAGACGCUGAAAACGCUGUCCUGCGUCUCGGCUCCGCCUCCCAACGCAGCUACGCCAAGCAGAAGGUUGCUAUGAUGAUUCACACCAACGAGAUAGAGGCACAGAUGGACGACGGCACUUCAUACAAGGAUUGCUUCCGCGGCAUCGACCUGCGCAGGACCGAGAUCGCGUGCCUCACGUUUGCCGCGCAACCGUUCUGCGGGUCAGCUAUGGGCGGUACUCCGACGUAUUUCUUCGUACAAGCCGGGCUCUCAAACUCCAUCUCUUUCCAGAUGUCUGUCGGUGGGCUCGGAAUUGCUUCGGUCGGCACGAUCAUUGCGUGGUUUCUCCUCCAUGCAUUCGGCCGCCGCACGCUCUAUCUCUGGGGACUUGGUCUGCUAAGUCUCAUACUCGUCAUUGUCGGUUCCAUCAGUGCCGGUGCCCCGGAAUCAGAUGGCGCGAACUACGCCCAAGCCGGCAUGAUGCUUGGCUGGCUCGGAGUGUAUUAUCUCACCGUUGGCCCCAUCUGUUACGCCAUCAUCUCCGAGGUGUCGUCUACACGCCUGCGCAACAAGACUGUCUGCCUCGGCCGUAUCGCUUAUUACAUCGCCCAAAUCAUCUGCAACGUCAUCAACCCGUACAUGCUGAAUCCUACGGCUGGCGACUGGCGGGGCAAGACCGGAUUCUUUUGGGGCGGAUGUGCGCUUGUUUUCUUCGUCUGGACCUACUUCCGGUUACCUGAGACGAAGAACAAGACUUUUGAGGAACUGGAUAUCUUGUUUGCUCGCCGUAUCAAGGCUUCGCAAUUCUCCUCAUACAAAGUGGACGCUUAUGCCGGCGGCGAUGAGGCUUUGACAAAGGAGAGUUGA
Messenger RNA from Colletotrichum karsti, 1620 nucleotides. RefSeq names its product MFS alpha-glucoside transporter. Gene Ontology annotation, biological process: carbohydrate transport; transmembrane transport. The transcript has a single exon. Gene Ontology annotation, molecular function: carbohydrate:proton symporter activity. Lineage: Eukaryota; Fungi; Ascomycota; Sordariomycetes; Glomerellales; Glomerellaceae. The record is from RefSeq and is a predicted model, not a curated record. Gene Ontology annotation, cellular component: membrane. The coding region runs from base 1 to 1620 and encodes 539 amino acids.